Clonostachys rhizophaga is the source of this 1239-nucleotide messenger RNA. NCBI's taxonomy places the organism in Eukaryota, Fungi, Ascomycota, Sordariomycetes, Hypocreales, Bionectriaceae. The record is from the annotation of a GenBank genome assembly.
AUGGCGUCUGAAGCAUGCCCCAUUCCUCCUCCAGAGCCGACACUUUCAUUUACACAAGGGCUCAUUGUUGGCCAAUUAUCCAUGGUACUAAUUUUGGCCGCUUUCAUCAAGUUCUUCAUCUUUGGCGACCCUCCAUCACCAGAUGUCACGGCAUCACUGAGGGCGACUGAGAGACGGUCCAGGACUUUGGCUCAUAAACAGUCGUUACUCAGCCUCAGAAGGCCAAGCAGCCGACAAGGACAACUACUCAGUCGCAAGAAGUCGACCAUCUUGAGAACUCCUCCGUCCCUGACGAUAGGGUCUAUUCUGAGCAAAACGUAUUACAACGUAGACAGUCAUCAACCAGAAAGUCUAGACUGGUUCAACGUUUUGAUCGCCCAGACUCUUGCGCAAUUUCGCAGCGAUGCACAACAUGACGACGCCAUCCUGAAUUCUUUGACAAAGGCACUCAAUGGAACGUCGCGGCCCGAUUUUCUGGACGAAAUCCGAGUAACGGAGCUGAGCCUAGGUGACGAUUUCCCCAUUUUCAGCAACUGUCGAAUCAUCCCGGUUGAUGAAGACGGCCUGAGCCUAGGCAAUGGGAGGAACUUCGACCCGGCCACAGCGGCCACGGAUGGGACUCGUCUACAAGCUCGGAUGGAUGUCGAUCUGAGUGACAUGCUUACGCUGGCGCUUGAGACAAAACUUCUCCUAAACUACCCCAAAAAGCUCUCGGCUGUCCUGCCUGUGGCUUUGGCCGUGUCCAUUGUGCGCUUCAGCGGAACAUUGUCUAUCUCAUUCAUCCCCAGCAAUCCAUCACAAUCCACGCCUACCAUGAUGACUUUUAGCUUUCUUGAUGACUAUCGGCUGGAUUUCUCCAUCCGCAGUCUUCUCGGUAGCCGUUCACGCCUACAGGACGUACCGAAGAUUGCGCAACUCGUGGAAGCUCGUCUACACCGAUGGUUCGAUGAGCGAGCUGUAGAACCUCGUUUCCAGGAAAUCGCGCUGCCCAGUUUGUGGCCACGGAAAAAGAAUACCCGAGGCCCUGACGAUACCAUGGCUGAAAGCGCCAGCACAACGUCACGAACUAAAGGCAAGGAUAUCGCCCGGGAUCUACGCGAAGAGGCACGGAAGGAGGUAGCAGCCGAGGAAGAAAACCGCGAGCAAGCCUCUCUUCGACAGCGACGAAAAGCCAAGGAAGAAGACGAUUUCGAGAUGCCUGGCUCGCUCCCUAAUAUAAACACAGACAUUCGUCCCUAG